AUGAAUUUACUACGUCAACAAGCUGUUCGUCAGAUUAAAAUAUUACUCCGUUCAAUACCUGAAAUUCGUUGUAUUAAUGAUGAUCAAGCAAAUUUUGAUGAAAAACUCUAUGCAUUAACACGUGUCGAAUCAAUCCGUCAUAAAACAUCAACUAUGCCUUUAGGUCGUUUUAUAGUGUCAUUACCACAAUGCCAAGCUGCUUCAUUAAUUGAUGGUGAUCUUGAAUUUAAUAAGCAUACAAAUAUUCGCUCGUUGCCAAUCGAACAAACGAAUCAAGAAGGAGUCUUAGAUAAAGACGGUGGUUUAAGAGUACCAGUCAAUCCUUCUACAUUCAUUAAUACUGCUUUGAAUGAUUUAAUUCCAGUGUUUCGUUCUUCUUUGUUUUACGAUCAAAAACGAUAUCGAUGGUAUUUUGAUGAUUGGAGAAAAAUGCCAAAAUGGACUGAAAUAAAUGAUGAAUCUUUAAUGGAACGAAAAACGAAAAAACUUGUUGUUGAAUUCAGUUCCCCUAAUAUUGCUAAACCUCUCCAUGCAGGACAUUUACGAUCGACAUUAGUGGGUCAAUUUAUUUCAACAAUACAUGAGCGUUUCGGUCAUUCGGUCUAUCGUUUAAAUUAUCUCGGUGAUUGGGGAACACAAUAUGGUCUUCUUGCUGUUGGGUUUUCAAAAUUUGGAUCGUAUGACGAACUUAAUAAACAUCCACUUAAACAUCUUCUUGAUGUCUAUGUUCGCGCAAAUAAAGAUGAAUCGUUACAUGAGGAUGCCAUGAAAUAUUUUGCUAAAAUGGAAACAGGUGACAAAGAAGCAAUAGAUUUAUGGAAAAAAUUUCGUGAAUUAUCAAUAGAUAAUUUAAAACAAGUUUACCAACUAUUUGGUAUUCAUUUUGAUGAAUAUCAAUCAGAAUCACAAUUUAGUAAACAAGCCAAAGAAAUCAUUGAUAAACUUGAUCAACUUGGCUAUUGUAAAAAACGUGACGAUGGCGUUUUAGAAGCGACUAUUCCUUCUAAAUAUAAUUCAUUGCCACGAGAUGCUUGUGUUGUUGUUCAAAAAUCGGAUGGAACUACGCUAUAUAUAACGAGAGAUAUUGCUGCAUUAAAAACACGUUUAGAAACAAUUCCCAUUGAGAAAAUAUUGUACGUGGUAGAUUCUAGUCAAACAGAACAUUUUCGAAAUUUAUUAACAAUAUCAAAAGCAAUGCAGAUUGAUCAAGUGAAAAAUUGGGAUUUAGAUGAUUUUUAUGUUCCAUUCGGUCGUAUGAUUAAUUUUCAAACACGAAAAGGAAAAUUCGAUUUAUUAUCUGAUGUAUUAGAUGAUGCAAACGAACGAGCACAAGAAGGACUUGAUCGAUUUUUGAUUCGUAGAGAUGGAAUCGAUCAUGCUAAAGUAUCUGCGGUAAUUGGAAAAGCUUAUUUAAUUUUAAACGAUUUCUCACGUGCGCGACGUGCUGAUUAUAUGUUUUCUUGGCAUGAAAUAUCAUCGAAAGAUGGUGUUGCUUUUCUACUUCUCUAUUGUCAUGCUCGACUGUGCAGUCUAGAAAAACAAGUUAAAAUGCCUAUCGAUUGGUCAGCCAAUGUUAAUCUAUUAACAGAUCGGCAAGAACAUAUUCUUAUACAGCAAUUGAGCACUUUUCAAGAUGUACUCUUCGAUGCUUAUCGUUCGCAUGAACCAACUAAAAUUGUCCAUUAUCUUGUUCGACUUGUGUAA
Messenger RNA from Rotaria socialis, 1704 nucleotides. The record is from the annotation of a GenBank genome assembly. Lineage: Eukaryota; Metazoa; Rotifera; Eurotatoria; Philodinida; Philodinidae.